Quercus lobata is the source of this 1837-nucleotide messenger RNA. Its product is annotated as protein NRT1/ PTR FAMILY 7.3-like. The coding region runs from base 32 to 1837 and encodes 601 amino acids. The record is from RefSeq and is a predicted model, not a curated record. The transcript has 5 exons. Gene Ontology annotation, molecular function: transmembrane transporter activity. NCBI's taxonomy places the organism in Eukaryota, Viridiplantae, Streptophyta, Magnoliopsida, Fagales, Fagaceae. Gene Ontology annotation, biological process: transmembrane transport. Gene Ontology annotation, cellular component: membrane.
UUAUAUUUCUAGCUUGCGAGGGUGUGCACCAAUGGCUUGCAACAAGGUUGAAGUGAAUGGAAAGGUGGGAAAAGGGCAAGAGGUUUGUACACUUGAUGGAACUGUUGAUUAUCAUGGCCGCCCUGCAAUCCGAGAGAGAAGUGGUACUUGGUUUGCUGGAAUUUUGCUCCUAGUGAAUCAAGGGCUGGCUACAUUGGCAUUCUUUGGAGUUGGAGUGAACUUGGUUUUAUUUUUGACAAGGGUGAUGGGUCAAGACAAUGCUGAUGCAGCUAACGAUGUCAGCAAAUGGACAGGAACGGUCUAUCUUUUCUCUCUCGUUGGUGCCUUCCUUAGUGAUUCUUACUGGGGAAGGUACAAGACUUGUGCCAUCUUCCAAGCCAUCUUUGUCAUUGGUCUGGUAUCACUAUCUUUAUCAACAUACAUUUUCUUACUCAAGCCUAAAGGCUGUGGUGACGAAAAAACUCUUUGUGGAUCCCAUUCGUCCUUCCAGUCAACAUUUUUCUACCUCUCCAUAUACCUAGUUGCCCUAGGAAAUGGAGGAUACCAACCUAAUAUAACUACAUUUGGGGCAGAUCAGUUUGAUGAAGAGGAUCCUAAAGAAGGGCGCUCAAAGAUAUCCUUCUUUAGCUACUUUUACCUGGCUUUGAACCUUGGAUCUCUCUUUUCGAAUUCUUUUUUGAGUUAUUUUGAGAAUGAAGGAAUGUGGGCUCUUGGAUUUUGGGCCUCAGCUGGCUCUGCUGCUCUAGCAUUGGUCUUGUUUCUUUGUGGAACUCCAAGGUACAGGUAUUUUGAACCUAAAGGCAACCCUAUCUCUCGGUUUUCCCAAGUACUGGUGGCUGCAGCAAGAAAAUUGAAGGUUGAGAUGAUGCCAAGUGGAGAAGAUUUGUUUGAGUUAGAAGCAAAGAAUUAUGCAAAGAAUGGGGAUAGAAAGCUACUCCACACUCAAGGAUUGAAAUUCUUGGAUAGAGCAGCCGUAAUCACAUCAGAGGAAUUCAACCAGAUUGGCGAGGAUACUAAUGAUCCAUGGCACCUUUGCACCGUCACACAAGUCGAAGAAGUGAAAUGCAUUCUAAGACUUAUUCCAAUUUGGCUAUGCACAAUAUUGUAUUCAGUAGUAUUCACUCAAAUGGCAUCUCUCUUUGUGGAGCAAGGUGCAGCUAUGAAAACCACUGUUUCGAGUUUCAACCUUCCUCCUGCAAGCAUGUCUUGUUUUGACAUUCUCAGUGUAGUAGCAUUCAUUUUCAUUUACAGGCGGAUUAUUGACCCUUUUGUUGCCUUGAGAAAGAAAAAUGCUAAAGGAAUCACCGAACUUCAGAGGAUGGGAAUUGGUCUUGUUAUAGCAAUAUUGGCAAUGGUUGCAGCUGGGGUUGUGGAGUCUUUCAGAUUAAACUAUGCAAAAGAAAGUUGCCCCAAUUGUGAAGGCUCAAGUUCCUUGAGCAUCUUUUGGCAAAUUCCACAGUAUGUACUUAUAGGAGCGUCUGAGGUUUUCAUGUAUGUUGGUCAACUAGAAUUCUUUAAUAGCCAGGCUCCUGAUGGAUUAAAGACCUUUGGAAGUGCACUAUGCAUGACAUCAAUAUCUCUAGGAAACUAUGUGAGUAGUUUGCUAGUGAUGAUUGUCAUGAGUUUCUCUGCUAGAGAUAAUAUGCCUGGUUGGAUCCCUGGUAACCUUAACAAAGGUCAUCUAGAACGGUUCUACUUCCUCUUAGCAGCUUUGACAACAGUUGAUCUAAUGGUCUACAUUGUAUGCGCCAGAUGGUAUAAGUACAUCAAGUUUGAAGGAAAGAGUGGAGGUGGAGACAACAAUAGCGGCAAUGAGCUCUCUGAACUUAAAGUAUAA